GAGGAAGGGUCCGUAGCCCUUCUGGCUCAAGUCUUCGCAUAGACGACUCGGUCAGUCCAACCCGCCAAUCCGUACAUAAUUUCCUUGUUCCCCGGAAAGGGGUCCUUCCGAGCGCCCUCGGCGUCCUGCCGAGUCUGAGCAUGGGACAGCCAGACAUCGACCUGAGCAUUGAUCAGGAGCCAGUGCCCAAAGCACAUUGGUGCAGAAUGAAGGCAGUUAUCGCGGCCAUGUUCAUGGUGCUUGUUGGCGCAGCUCUUGGUGUGGGCAUGACGAUCAUGAUUAUGAGUUUGGAGAACGAAGAUGUCGACUGCCAGACCGCAUGCCCCGCGUCGACCGACUCUGGCUCGUACACCGCUUGCUGGAAGCCCAUGCUCGAGAUCAAUGAGUACGGCUUCCCGUUCUUGCAGCAGCAUGUGGCCACCUUCCUCCAGAAUGCUACGGAUUCCAUGCUCGCAAUGAGUUCGUUGCCGCCGAUGGGCCGCGUGUCGCCGCCAGCUUACGACUACGCUGCGGACGCCCGCGAGGUCGCCCGCGUGAUGUCGACUAUCGUGACACAGGCGCAAAAAGACGAGGUGAAGUUCUUCGACAGCAAACUAGACGUUGCUCUCGCCAUCAUCGGGACGCUUCUGCUCGGAUACGGGCUGCCCAUCGAAGAGAUCGUGCUGCACUCCAUCGGCGAAACCAGCGCGGUGCACGAUGCAGGGAUUGCUAUGUGGAAGAGCAAGCUACUGCACUCAAGGAUUAGGCCGACCUCUGUGGUGCAGAGGCUUUUCCCUGAUGAGACCUUGACUAUCAACGAUGGCGUCGAGAUCCUUGGCAAGCGCUUCCAAGCGCUCCUCCGUGUGAUGCCGCACUCGGAGUUUCCUUCUGGCUCAUCUUGCAUGUGCCAGGCAAUCGAUGAGUACAUCACUGACUUGUGGCCAGCACUGUCACUGCACUCCAUGGGCGCGCCAGUGACGUUCGACGCGGAGGUCACCCACGUCGUCUUACCAAAUCCAUCGAUGGCAAGCGUUCCCCUGACUGGCACUGCCAACCCGGCAGCUGAGGGCUAUACCUCGCGGACCCUCAAUGAACGCUGCGGCGAAUCUCGGCUCGAGGGCGGCAUGCACUUCAAUGCCUCUGUGCCAGCGGGCCGCGAGCUUUGCUCCGGCAUCGGCGCGAAGGCCGCGCAGACCACAAAGUUGCUCGCGCCUUUGCCUGCGGCAAGCAGUGCUACACUUCGCUCCGUCAUCGCCUCGACGCCGCCAUGCGCAGCGGACUGCUGUGCAGACAGCGCCCCGUGCACCCAGGCCGAACAGGCCGCGUGCGCCUCGAAUUGCACCGGCGCCUGGAGCCUCCCGUGGUUCGACGUCGUGGACGUGCGCGUGAAAGCCUUCGGCCUUCCUGACCGGGAGAUUGCCACCAGCACAGCCGCUCCAUUUUUCCAGGCCGACCGCAACCACCUCGUAGUAGUAGGCCUCUUCGGCGCAGUUGUGCCCGCCAUCCAACGUCACGAGACUAUAUCUUUCAGCUCCGGUUCACGAACACGAUUGACAAUUUGGUUUGGAAUUCGAUUGCAGCAAAUUCGGAGGCACUCUUGGCACUGAAUUUCGGCCAGAGCAGAGUUCCCGCAGAGCCGACCAUCCGCUCUGGAGUCAGCACUUCUGACGCAAGGGUUGUCACAAGCGUGCAUGCCGUAGCGGCCGCGCUGCCUCUGCUGCUCCCACAGUCGAUCGAGGAUUUCCAGCAAAGCCUGGGUUUCUUGGUCUUGUCUCCAACGAUUGGGAUCGAUGACAGUUUGGUGGGAGCAUGCGGCCACGUUGCUGACGCUCAGGUGUUCGACCGUGGUUGCAUCUCGACGUGGUAUGAGUCUGAUCCUAAACCUUCCCGCCUUGGCCAGACCAUUGCGUACGAGCUCAUGUUCCACAAAACGCGCGAUGGCUGGAAUUCUCUCGGCACCGACGGCUGCGAUGUUGGCGAGCACUUCUGCUUCAGCUUCUCGGACACGCGUGGCUGGGACCCCGAGAGCGGACCUUGCGCCAGCGAGUUUGUACAAUAAAGGCGCUGUUUUAUAGUUGCACCAGCACGUUUAUGAGUUUAAUUUAUAAUCUUUAUUUGUUGGUGUAAUAUCCAAUGUUGGCCUUGCUCUGAUGGUGCAGGGUGCACUCCUGCGUUUGCGAUGCACGAAAAAAGAGGGCCCCCAGAAGGGGGCUCCAAGACGGCCCAAGAGCGCCC
Messenger RNA from Prorocentrum cordatum, 2214 nucleotides. NCBI's taxonomy places the organism in Eukaryota, Dinophyceae, Prorocentrales, Prorocentraceae. The record is from the annotation of a GenBank genome assembly.